AUACAGCCUUUCUUUGAGGUUAAAUUCACAAACAGAUUAACUUCGUCUCAAGGAAGUUACUGUCCUAACGUUUAUAACUGUCGACGCUGAGUUCCUAGAUGGAGGUUGCUGAAUUGUCAGCAGAGGAUAAUGUCGUUACCAAAGAAGGGUCGUGGGGUAAAGGUACGCGUUUAUUUAAAUUGUUCAUAAUUCGAUACAGUAUAAAUGAGUUAAUCUUUUGUGAAACAAAGCUUUUGGAUUGUUCCUUUCCGUGAUUUAAUUUUGCCAAAGGCUCGAAAGUGUUGGCUUCUCUGUGUGUUUGUGAAAAAAACUACACUGUAAACACUGCGACUUCACCUCUAGAAGUGCGAAUAUGUCGUAUCUGGUUAUGCUUCCAUAAAUAGAAGGACGUUUAACUUAUUGUCAAAUUUUACUUGGGGUUUCUUAAUUCUAGGAAAAACCAGCAAAACUAUCGAAGACCUGGCAGUGACAAAGGAAAAGGAGGAGCAGGAAAAAGUGAAAAACAAGCCACGUGUUACGUACUCAAAGGUGACAAGUUGUGUACUGAUCGAGGAAAUUAAGAGAUUUUUAAGGGUUAUAAUUUUGAACUUAAAAUUCCUUCUUGUAGUCUAGAAAUUAUACCCGAUCCGACAGACAUGUGUAAAACCUCACAAAUUGCUCUAUUUUUUGUUGUAUUUAAUUGAAGGAUAAAUAAUUCUGAAACCUUGAAAUGUACGAAGCCUAAGAGUGCAUUUCAUGUACAAUACACAAGCGACGUUGAUAUAAGCCUCAUCACCGUGCUUAUUUGUAAUGCGAUGUUUGAUUUUUUUACAGGAAGAAUUACUCAAUUUAAGGGAAUCUCCAGCCUCAAAACUAUGGCCCAGUGUUCUUUCUAAUGAACAUGCCAGGUUUGAUAAACUUAUCUUUAUAAACCAUGCCGAAAUGUUAACUCCCAGAAUGAAAGAUGCCCCUCGGUUAAAAGAAUUAUUUUUGUCUGUACUGGAAAUUUCUUUUUCUAAAUUUGCUUAUUUAGAUUGUUUGAUUGGUGGUAUAUUCAGAUCUUUUUUGUAUUGUUAUUUGCCCAAAAAAUUGUCAUGAUUUUCACAAGAAUCUUUUUCCCUGCUAUAAAUCAAUGCAAAUUUUGAUAAUGAUAGUUAAUAAUAUAAUAAUUGUUUACCUAUUUAAAGGGCAUAAAAAAUAAUACAAAGUGUUCAUUGAAAUCUACUAUGUUCUCGUGAACUUCUCUAUGAAAAAAAAAUGAACAUUUAGUUUUUAAAUGUUUUUUAAUAUUAUUUUAUUAUUAAAUUUGGACAAAUCUUCUCGCUUUCAAUUUCUUAUGACCAGCAUGUCUGAAUAUACAUGUUGUACACUAUAAUGAUAUUAGACAAUAAGAAUUUAAUUUGGAAAAAGAAAUUAAUGUUUUGGUAGAAAGUCUGGAAAAAGUCUUGAAUUUUGGAUUAAAAAAUCUGUAGAGACCCUUUUUGAUACUUGGGAUGGGAGUCUGGAAUCCCCACAGAUUUUACUGGGUCAUGACAUCAUCAUCAAAAGGAGAUGAGAGAGGAUCUGGGAUUGAGAUCAGUUGAACCAUAGGCAUACAGGCCGGGGUAGCAACGGGGGCUGCAGUCCCCCCAAAUUUUGGGCAACUCGGAUUUUUUGGGUAGCAAGAGAAAAUUUGGGCAAAGUCAGUUUUUUAAGACACUUCCAUGUUAUUUUGUUAUUUUGAAGAGAUAAAUGUUUUCUAUUUUAACCUGAAGUUGGCUUAAUAAUCCAGUUACAUUCACACAAGACAGUGGUUGCAUACCACGUGAUGAGUUUCUGGUUAUUAGGGAUGGGUAUCUUAUGUUGAUUUAUAUAUUUAAAGCUUUUUAUUGGUAGUAUGGGCUAUUUUCCAAAAAAACUUCCGCAUAACUUUCUAGAAUCAUUUCCACUCGUAGAAAUGCCGACAUGACCAUUCAGACCCUAUGCUAGUGUCGAAGUGAAGGAAUUUUCAACAAUGUAUGGCAGAUAGCAUCAGCAAUGGCGUUAUUUUGUUGCUAUGACAACUCCAAUCCAAUGUCAUUGCAUCCCUGAUCAUGACAAAUAAUACAACUGUGGUGGUAAUUUUUCCAAAUGUUUGUUUAUGGCGACAUAGUUUGUGCUCAAACUUGGGAGGUGUUGACUCUGAAAAACUAUAUCAAGCCACCCUCAUAAUUAUGCCAGUAUGCCCUAUGUUGUUGCAUCGUAUGGCCCUCUUUUCGUUUCAUAGACUAUUGCGAUAAUUUUUUGGCCAAACCGUUUACUGUCCCCUCUGGCAAAAGAUUGCCCAUACGCCUUUGAGUUGAAGGCACUGCGUAAUCUUUGGUUAUUAGUAGUGUUCAAACUGUUAUCACUCACCUGUAUCCAGGGUUCAAACCCACAACCUCUUGCUUUUAAAACCAGUAAUCUACAGCAAUAGACCAGUCUUAUGUUGCACUUAGUCCUUGUUUCAAAGUGAGGCUAAUUACAAAGCCAUUAAUAUGAAAAUGAUUUUAUAUUCUUAUGCAAAUGAAGCUCUUUUCUUUUUUGCAAGAAAGGUUUUGCAUUUAGCCUCAUUUUGAAAGUGAGAAUUUUUGGAACUCAGAAGUGGCUUAUUGGUGUCUCAGGGUUGGGUAUGCUAAGUCCAAAAUAAUAUGCUUAUUGUUUUACUUAACAGGGCCCAGUUGUUCAAAGGCUUAUUAGCGCUAACCCUGGGUUAUAUUUUAAUGCGGGUUUCUUUUUCUUUUCUUGUAUAAUUUUCUUUAUUCUUUUUAGAACAUCCAAUCAUCUAAAUGUAGAUGAGGAAUUAAACUGAAUUUGCUUUUUAAGCUUUCAUAUCUGAAAAAAAUCAAAGUUAGCACUAACCCUGGGUUAUCUUAACCUAGCUUUGAACAAACCUGCCCAGAAAACCAGGUGACUUGUAAUUAUUUGUUGAAAGCUGGUUUGAAUUUAUAUGUGUGCAGUACCAGUACUGAACAACACUAAAAUAGCAAACAUCCAUGAACACAGCAAAAUCUAGCUCUAUCCCUCUCACUCUCAGAGAAAAGUAAAGAUUUAGAAUUGGUCUUGUCAGGCUGUAUUAGUAAUAAUGUUCAUAUUUUUCUAAUGCGAUUGCAUUCCUACUGUUUAUUAGAAAUGGUAUUUGGGAUCCUGAGGCUUGGCACCAGUCCUUUGCAAGUGAAAAAAGAUGUGCAUCCCCUGCAGAUGAACUAAAAAAACAAUUGCUGUAAGUGAAUAGUUAAUUAUUUCUUCUCUGCUUACAGCCUCUAGAUCAAACUAUUAUGGCAAAAAAUGAAUUGCUCCCCUUUUCUCCUCAACUUUGACACUUUUGUGUGCUUUUAUAUAGUAUUAUUUCAAUAUUAUUGCUUAGGAUUUGUAUGUCAUUCCGAGUAGGAAAGUCAGUUUUGUGAUCUUUUUUGUAUAAUGCUAUGUUCUCUUCAGGAUUGAGGAUGGUAUCGUGCUGAGUCCCCAACGUCAAAGCUUUGUUCAAGGCUGUCACAUUCCUCAGAGUGCUCCUGAGAGAAUUCUGCCACAGGAGAGAGGAAAGAGUGGUCUGAGCAGAAAAAGUGAUCGUGAGAGGGAGGGCAGAAGCAGGCUCACUGGACGGGUGGGCAAGAGCAGAUUAGAUUAUAAAGAACGUCCACCUCUUCAAGAAAGAAACAAGGUGCAUUUUUGCUGUUAUUUGUAGUCACUUUAUGCUUGUUUAUCCUCAGUUUGUAGAGCUAGACAGUGGACGUUUUGUUUUUAUUAACUGGGUUCUCAUUAAGUGCAGGCAACCAGCUAAAAAAACUGGUUAGUUUGAGUCCUGAGCCAUCUACUUUUGGGGGAAUGGGUAAAGUGAGGCAGUGAAAGCCUGAAAUUGUCUUCAGCACUUGAUUGCCAAGCCGCUUACUUUUACAUUGUAGCUGUCUACUUUGAAACCUUAUGAGAACCCUGAUUUAUUAUUAGUAUCAUCAUAUCAUCAUUAUUUUGUAUUUGUCUUUUAUUUUAAUCAAGUUAGUGAUAAUCGGGUGUCCAUAAAGUGUGGUUCGACUGUAAACUUAUGAAGGAAAUGCUGGGGAAAUCGAUUUUGGUUUGUGUUAACGCAAGGUUCAAGUCUAAGUGGGGGUUCAAGUUAUCAGGAGUCUACUGUAUUUCUAUUUGCUUAUAUAUUUAUUUAUAAUUAUUUUGUCCUGAACAAUCCUUGUCAUUUGUAAGAGUGCACUGGUAUCCGUAUUUACUCUGCCACUCACUUCCAAAGUGCGUGAACUAAUUUUGAUGUUUGCAGUGUAUGAACUUCACUUGAACCCUAUAUGAAGGCUCUCAAUAAGCUUCCUUGACAGUUGUAUAUCAAUAAUAAUUUUACUAUUCAGCAUGUUUUCACCUCUCUCAGGAUUCAGAUGAAGCAUCUGGAAAAUACAGAGAAGGAGAUGAAAGACCUGAUAGAGACAGGGGUUAUGGGAAAGAUAAAGAUAGGGGGUUUAGAGAAAAGGAAAGGAAGAGAAGUAGAGAAGAAAAUGCGCGAGGACGAAAUAUCCAAGGUAAAUAAGCAACAUUCAGAUUUCUUCUAGAAUAAUAAAGCUUCCGUUUCUACUGAGUUAUGCAACUUCCCUUUGCCUUGAGUUCCCUCCCCUUGAAUAAUUCCCAGUUGUCUUGUAUUGGGAUUGAUAGAGGUCAUAAUGUUUAUGACUAAUAAUAUCUUGGUGUGACUACUUGAACCGGGGCACUUGGAAGAAGAUUAUCCAGUCACAACAUUUCUUGGAAACAAAAGCUUCUCAAGUGUUUUUGCAAAGGGACUAAUAAAAUUUAAGGUUCAACUAUGCAAUGGCUGAAAACGUACGAACUGUUUGAACUUACUUGACCUCUCAGGAAACAGCCAUUUAGACAAUUUACAGUUUAUUAGCCCUUUAAACACUGCACUAACAGAUUUCAAGUGUGGUAAGAAGUACAAGUUUUAACUUAAAAUGUUUGCUCUCUUGUUGCACACAAACAGUCAGAAGGAAGCCAACCAAGGAGGAAGCUAAUGAAGAACCUGAGUGGUUCACAUUUGGUCCAUCAAGUCAGUUUGAAACCAUGGAGCUAAAGGGAUUUGAUGACUUGGAAAAUCUUAAGAAAAGUAAGGGCAAAGACCUAAUUGGAAAUUAAAGAGAUAAGAAUCCUGACCAUGAAAUAUGGGAGUUGUCCCUUGAAUACAGACAGUCUUUGUAGACUUUAUGUUUUUUAUGUUGGAGUGCCUUCAGGACUUUUUAGUUCUGAGUUGUUGUCAACGGAAAAAAACAAGAAAAUAUGCUCAAACUGAACUGAUUAACGUAAAUUAUUAUGUAAAGUUGUGUCUUUACAAAAUAAAUAAUAGUUAAUUAAUUACUUAAAAAUUUACUUACAAAUUAGGUAAAUGGACAACUGGCAAUGUUUCACAUCGGAUAGCGCUUGGAACUGUGGAAACUUUGUACAUAACGUUUCUCAUCAAUGUAACAAUUCACUUUUCUGCCCUGCAUAGACCAUAUUACUGCCAAAAGUCAACUGCUAAAAUCUGUCAGCACCCUUGGUUGGCCCUAUUUCAAAAAACUGAACUUUUGUGACAUUCAAGCAGUUCUUACAAUCAUACGUGAUAUACCUGGUGGUUGCUUACCACAAACAGAAAACAAAAGAAUAUGUCAAAUUUUUGCCCUAAAAAAAUGAAAGAAAAAACCAAAACCCGGUUUUCACUUGAAAUGUGUUUAUGAAAGCAGUGGACUAAACUUUCCAUUGAUUUGCCCACAUAACAAAAUGUACUUUGAUAUUUUGCCGGGAAAAGAUUUUAAAAAUGUUGUAAAUUAUAAGCUGAACAUUCCAACGGCAUAUUGGUUUUAUUGUCCCUGUAAAAUGUUGCUUCAGUGUUUUGUUAUUUAUCUAUGAUAGCAUAAGUAAUGGUAUUCUUCUAUUAUUAUUUUGUAGUGAAAACCGUUCUUUAUAAGAACAAAACUUUUACAUUAUCAUAUAAUAUACUUUAUCUAGGUCAAAAAAGACGCAAAUCUGCGUCUGAAGAGAUCAAAGCAAUUUUGUCAGGUAAAACAAGCAUUAAGAAGAUAAUGUCAAAUUAUUUAAUAUUGACUUUAUGGAGUAGCAUUGCUGCUUGAAUGUCUUGAACCUACCUAAUGUUACAAAAUGAAUAACAUAAGGGACAAAAGAAAUUACCCCAAACGGACACAUUCGUACAGUAAUGUGCAGCAACAUUAACCAGUGGAAUAGUCAUAAAGGGUAGUUUGUUAAUGUGUCGGAAGUGCAUUACAGGAUUUUUCUUCCAAAUAACUUAAAGAAUUAAGGCCACAGGAAGUUGAAGAUACUUUGGGCAUGAAAAACAAAAUGAGGCAGACUCCUAUACUUGCCAUUCCCUUAAUCUGUUAGACUGACUGUUCUAUGUUUUUAUUGUUCUGGAUUUGAAAAAGCUAAAAGGUUGGUACAUUUUUGAAGAAGUAUGUCGAAAGAAAACUCCUAAGAUGUUUCCUGUUAAGCACUACAAAAAACGUUCAGAAAGUCCCCAAUAUUUAAGAACAGUUUUUAGAGAAAAUAAAAAUUGCUAAUUAAAACCUUACAUUUUCCAAAUCAACAAGAACCAAAGUAAGACACUACAAAAGAAACAUUAAUAAACAGACAUAUAAGCACACUGCUACAGAUUCCAUUCACAGAAGCAACAGUUGUAAUAACACUAAACGAUGGGAUGUUACACUGUAAACAGGGUGUUCAUUGGAUAUUGGAGAUUGGAGAAUUCUCUGUUUACUACACAUAAUUCUCCAGCUAACAUUUGGUAGCCUCUGACUAUUUUUUACUCAGACAUGGAGCCUCUUUCAAAAUAUUCCCGUGUGGUGUUACACCUUUCUCCUGCUACUAGAAUUCUUAAUGAAAACCCUGUGUAAAUUAUGGAACCAAAAAACAAUAAGACCUUACCUGUUCAGGGGCCAUUGCACAAGUAACGUCAUCUUUCAUGGACUAAUAGAAAACAGCUUCCACUUGCAAAUCAGAGAAAUUCAAACUAUCUGACUUAUGCAUUUGUUUUGUUUCAGUGGGGAAGAAUUGCCCAGUUAAUGGUGAAUUAAACAGAUCAUCACCUGAAACAGCUGGUAGUCUAUCUCAAGGCAGUGCAACAGAUAAGACACGGACAGAGACAAAGACAAAGGCUAGUCCAGCUUCUUGUGAUGACAGCAAACAACCGGCAACCAAACCUUUUGACAUUAAUGAUUUCUUUAUGAGUGACAGUCUUAUUCCUUUCACCGGCGGAGUAAGUUAUUCAACAAUUUAAAUUAUUGAAUGGGAGAAGCUGAGUAUGACGUGAAGAAUUGUGCAGGUCAAGAAUAGUUCAUCAUAAUUCUUCAAAGCAUACGAGUCUAAUUUCUUAAUUGUUGUAUUAUUCCAUGCCAACUGGUUGUGAAGAAUAAGCGAGGGGAUUUGAGCCAAUCAGAAUUGGCAAAAUAUUUUCAGGAAUGAGUAAUAAUAGAUAAGUUGAAUAUUUUUAUCUACUUCUCUUCAUUGAUCAUCGUAGUGGAUAAUAAUUAUGUUUUCUUGGGAAUCCCCUGGCAUGUGAUUAGGGCUUCCUGUGAUCAAUACAUUAUUAUUUUUAAGAGAACUUUUGUAAUGUGUAGUUCCAGAAAAUAUCCAUGGUCCCACCCUCCACAGAGAGCACUUUUUUAAAACCCUGCACCCCCCAUAAUUUCCAUUCUAGGGGGUGCUUGUCAUACCCCUCUCCCUGGAAUUUCUGUGAUUUUCCUACGUGGUUGGUAACCCUUAAAAAAAUAUUUCCAUCAAAAAUGCAGUUUCACUAUACUUCAAUGCAAAAGAUUAAUAUUUUUGCAAUCAACUGAGAAAAACAUUUUUGUUCCAAUUAAUAUAGUGUCUAAUAGUAGUCUCGUUGCUUGACCUCUUCAAUUUUGCUUUCUUAGCUAAUAAUGGUCAAUCUCUGGGAAACAUACUGAGGCAUUACGUUAGACUACAUUAUAAUGAUCCCAUCUUAAAAGAAGCAGCGGCAUUCAAACUAAACACACUGAGUGAUCUUUCAAGUAGAACAUGCCCUCUACAUCUUACUUGAAACCCCUCAGAAAAAAAGACCACUAGAAGCCAUCCACCUUCCCCUAUUAAAGUGCCUCCAUUUGGAGUGCCCCCUCCCCCUUCCCCUCAAAAAUUAUAUUGCCCUUUCUGGGAGAGGGUAUGGAUAAUUUCUAGAACUACCCAGUAUUGAUUAAUGAUGGAUUACUUUUGACAAAAAGCAUUUGUUAUUCAAUAUAAUUUACUCAUUUAUUUUAUUUCAGCUAUUUUUGUACAUAGAUGGCUUCAAUGUAAACUGUUUUUUUAUUGUUUGAAUUGUGACGUUUAUUUGAUUUUGACAGCUCUUUGUGUACUAUGUGAUUUCAGGUAGACCAAACCAGUAGUAGAUUCUGUCAGUUUUUUGGUCAACCGGGGAGUAACUAUAGUAGCAGCAGAAGUGGAAGUGCAGGUUGGUGUUAAACCCUUUCUCCUUUACAAUUGGCAAAAAUUUGACAAAAAUUUCAAAUUUUCAUUUUGUAAAAUUCCCAAAACAAAUAGUACCAUUUGAAAGUCAAAGAUCUGCCAAUGUGGUUUCAUUUACAUGUUCAUACCACAGGAUUUUGUCAACAGACUCGAAAGUUAGAACCACCGUACAAGACUCCAGCAAUCACUCAAGGAGUGAAAGGGUUACUAAGGAGCUGUGUCAGUAAAAAAUUCAUUAGUCCUAAUCCCGAGGAGCCACAAGGACCCAGCCAGCAAAUUAAGCGAAACCUAAAAAUAAACACUUAAAACAGAGGCAAGUUUUAAUAACACAGCAAACACGAGUCAUGGUUCAACUCAAGGUAAUUAAAAAGCUACUUUUCCCAGCUGGACCAACAAACAGACUAGCAUCAUCAUCAUCAUCAUCACCAUUUAAAUUGCGAUUUUUUGCACCAAGUUUACAGCUACAUUUCAUCAGGCGAGGAGACCUCAGACUUCAUGUUGAAGAAAGUUCUGUCUUUUAUCAUGUCCAAAAUACAUGUUAGUUAAAUUCUGCAAAUAAAUUUGGAAGUAAGGAAAAAUCUCGUCCUUUAUCUGUGAGGAGACGAAACAAGCGUUGUAAAGGUUUCAUAGGGGUGUUAGGAUGUUGUUGAGCAUGACAAAAUUUCAGGCGACAUAACUCAGCAUUUCGGGCGACUUGACUGUGAACCUUACUACCGUAACUGAUCUUUAUUGUUUGUGUGUGUCUGCCAGGACUCUCGAGUGGUGGUGCUAACACUCCUCGUACACCGUCACCAGCGCCAAACUACCUGUUCACUCCCAUUACACCUUUAGCAGACGACAGCAUCGAAUCUCAAAGCCUGGCAGCCAUGCUUCAGAAAUCUCAGGUUAAUGUCCAGCCUUUGCUAGAUGAAGUCAUGUCAUCGGAAAAGGAUGCAAACAAGGUGAUGGGCUCAGUUCGAGCUGAGGAUAUCGAAGCUGAUAUCAACAAAGACAGUAAAAGCUCUGUGAAGAAGAAAGAGAUUAGUGAUGCAGAGCACAACAAGGAGAAUAUUAGUAAGGGCGGUGAAACGUCCAACAAACCUGAGCAAAUGGUGGCAUUUAACAUGCUUGUUGAGAAGAUGAAGUCAUCAGGGACUCUCCCAGAGAAACCUCAACCUGCAGUGAGUAGGAUUUCUUGUACUAUACUCAACACGAGAAAGUCUUUCAUUACGGUCAAACCGCAAUUUACUUUAAAGCUGAGGUUAACCUCUAAUUUAAUUGGACCCCUAUGGGUCGCAGCUCCUUUCUUUUCGGUCUAGGUUCCAUUUUUUUGUUCCAAUUUGGUUGGUCAUUGUCUUCUUAACCAAUCCUGUGAGGUCCUCUGAGAGCUGCAUGGUCGCUCAAAAUCACAGAGACGGCCAGACCAUCGCACUAAUUCAGUUCUUUUUUUAUUGAACUAAAAGAUCUCUGGUCUGCCAGCCCGUUUACUUCCAAGACCUCCAUCUCCCAAGAGGAAGACUCCCAGGCAUUCUCCAUCUCCACUUGUUGAUUUGAGGAGAUCACCAUCUCCUACUGAGCUGCUUAAAAUGAUGACCAUGACUGCACCAUUGUCUGACCCUAGACCGCCGUCGCCACCUCAAGUAGUGCCACAGAUGAACAGACCCCCUUCUCCUCUUGAAAUGUUCCACAAGAUCAAUAAUUCUGUUGGUGAGUCUUGUAAUGGUUUAACAGCUGAAUAAUAAGUCAAAUUGGUUCUGUUGUGAUGAAGUUAUUUGACCAAGCUAAUAGAUGGCCUUUAAUGUUUUAGAGUACUUCUUUUGACAUUUUAUGACUUCAAAUGACUGUUUAGCCAUCCUCCCCUUGGUGAUCAAUUUGCUUUUUAUUUUUCUUUCUAGUUGCCUCUCCCCAAGAACUGUUUUCAUCUCCAAUGCUCCGUAGAUCCCCCUCUCCUCUUUCCAUGCUGGCUCAACAGCGGCAGAGUCCUCCCCUGGGGUUUGGCGCUGUUAACUUGCAGAUGGUACCACAUCAAGUAAAACCGGUGUAUCAAACGCGACGUCAGCCGAGUAGUGUGCCACCCAGGGUCAAUCCACAAACAGUAAGGAGACAGCAAGAUAGGCAUGUUACUCCGGGAGGCCCGCCUGAACAGCGUGGCCACACGGUAGUGAAUCCUAAGACAGUGUCUUCUCAGUCUGCUAGCCCACGCAUCAUUGAUCGCUCCUUUAUGCCAACCUCUGUCAUGAGAAAGAUCCAGCAAGAUCGCAUGGACCAAAAGACGCCAAAGAGCGAGGCGAAAACAUCGAACCCGGUUCAUUCUAGGGAAAAGUAUAUAAUACCAGAGGAACAGAACUCUGUAAACAGGAACGAUUUGAGUGCUCCAGGAACUGACAGCACGCUGCCAGUUGGAUAUUCGCCUCGAUCAAGGCCACUUGUACAAUCUGAAAUUGCUGGUGAUCCCAUUAAAGGUGCGCUGUUUCAAAGGCACCAAGAGGUAAACCAGGCGUCACUGCAACAAGACCUUCUUGCCUCACCCAGGUCAAUUAAGUCAAGUGAGGCCCUCUUGACCCAGGAUGGUUCACCCGUGUUGCAGAAGCCAACUGCCUUCAAACCUUUGCCAGGAUCUCCCCAAAUACCGUUUUCUAGCCUCAAAAGUGGCGUUAACUCUGACCCUGCAUUCCCUCUGCAUUUAUUUAACCAGAAUGCGGGAUCACCUGCAAGACCGUCAAAGACGCUUCCUCAUUCAGCGCCUUGCACGCCUCAGAGGCAUCCGUUAGUCGACAAAACAGCUUUGUUGUCACCUCAGCAGUUGGUGUCAAAAGGAAUGAUGACAAGAGAUGAUGGCAAUAAGGCUUUAACGGGGCUAUUCGGGCAAAGCGGCAGCUCCAUUGAAAGCCCCUCUAAAAGUGUUCGAGGUGGCAUCACAAAACUGGUAGGCAUCAAUGACGGAAGGCCACUUACUCAUUCAUUUGAGCAGCAUGCACACGGUUCUACAGACAGUGUAGCUUCCUUUGAAGAUGCAAAGAGGGGUGAGAGUUUAUUAGGCGCUCACCUUAUGUCUCAAAACGGUCCAAAUAACAUGAGUGUCCGGAGGAUGAACAGCGAUGAAGUGACCACUCGGCACGAAGGUUUGCCUCUUAACCAUCCAUCACAUAGGAUUCAUGGAGGAGGGACAAGGCCCACACCAAUUCAUCAGGCCCCAAGACAAUUUCAUGGUCCACGUCCAUCCCCACAUUUACUAAAUGGAAGAAUGUCUCCGUCUGGCAUGCAAGUGAUGCACGGACAUCCGGGGCAAACCCCGUUUAACUCCCCCAUGCCGGGUAUGGGAAUGCCCCCUAGAUCCGCUAUACUUCCUGGGAUGAUGCCACCGCAUAUCCACCCAGCCUACUUGAGGAUGAUGUCUUCCGCAGGGUCGCCCCCGGUGGCAGUGCCCUCACCAGGAAUGAGCCCAUUAGCCAUGAGGAUGCAGCAGAUGCCUCCACAGUCAGCUGGAAGGUACCCUAUGAUGUCAGGACACCAUCCAGCCAUGUUGUAUGGGGGGCGCCCCUCACCAGGUUACCCAGCCGUGAACCCUGCAGCAGCAGCGGCAGCGGCAGCCAUGAUGGGUGCACGCUCCUCCCCUCAUAUCCCCCCUCAGUCUGGCCUGCAGCAAGGUAGACGAGGUGAGUUAUUUUCGUUCUUUUCAUGAUAGCCUGAGUUAAACAAACAAAGCAUUCCUUGUGUCGCGAAAGUAGGGAUGAAAGAGGUUAUUUUGCGGUGAUGAUGGAAGUGGGUUCUUUGUCGGUGGAACUUCGAGCUUUAAAAUAAGCUAGAUUGAGACUAAGUAGUCAGCACAUGUAAAAUAAAAAUUGAUUUAUGUGUUUUUCUUAGUUCUUACAUUAACUAGUGUCCUGCAAGGGUCAAACGGGGCUGUAAGGAUCUAAUUCCCUCGUUGUCCGGUUAAAGACAGUGAGCUGAAAGUUCCUACAGCAUUUAACACUAACCGUAAUGCUCAAAAUUCGCUCGACCAUUGCGUAAAGUACCGGUAUGCUCAGAGCCAGGGAUUAUGCGUUUUGGGAAAAGUGUUAAUCCUAGGGAUUCAUGCGUCCGCUCUCAGUCCUCAGGCUCAACCCUCUUAAAAAGUUUGUUCUUUUUUACUUGCGUGCUGUGCCGUUGCAUUUUCAUUAAUUUGAUAAAGCUUACACAACGAUGUUACGAGCGUGGACGACUGAAGGGCGUUGUGUAAAGACGUUGCGUGUGUUACGUCAUUCCAGAGACUUCAAAAUCCCUUUUAAAUCACUUAAACGGUGCAAACCACAAUCCAACGAAGAGAAGAGUGUAGGUUCUAUUUCUUGUACGUUCUUUUGCGUUCCAAUUGACUAGAGUGGUAUUAGUGAAUGUUGUAAAAUUUUCCCGCACGAUUUCAGUACCCCAUUCCGAGGUACUUAUAACCUUUCAGAUGAGUGUGCCGGCAUCAGGAGCAUUACAGGGCCACAUGUACUAUCGUUAUCACCUUGUAGUUUGUAGUCGUUUUCGAUAGCGACUUGACAAACUUGGGAAGUGUACUUUACCUUGUGUAUUGAACUCCUUUUUUCAGGUAACAGUCCAGUUAUGAAUCUUCCCCCACAAAGUCAUUCCCCAGCGGGAGGAGGUAACGUCCUGUCCAAAUGGUUCGGAGAAGACGUCCUUCAGCAGGUUCAACCUGGUCAGCGGUCAGCUACCCCUGACUUGGCAAGGAAAGUGUUAUCUGUUGAAGAACUUGAGCGACAGCAUGCCGCGGCUAUGAAUUGACUGUAUGGGCGCACCGUAGCGCAUUAAUGUUUUUGUCAGUAGUAUCAAACAAGCAAGAAAACCGCAAGUAAAAAAAUUGUAAAAUUGCGAACUCAAAAGAUAAACCCAGACACAAGAGAAGCUGGUGUAUCGAUGUCUCACUUAAAGUUUUGUGCGAACUGUAGAAUAGGCUCUUAGCAUGAAAGUGAUAACUUGUCUUGUGUUUCUACGUUUUGUCCACUUGUGUACAUGAAAUUUAAAACAUUUCUGUGUUAUUAAUGAAAUGUGUUGGGCAUAGACCUUAGCUUUUCUUCGUGACUGUCUUGUUCCGCUUUGUUACACAAUCAAGACAACAGAUUAUUUAUUUGUAUAGCAUCAAUCUCUGUUCUCUGCUAUUGACUAUAAGUUAUUUCUUGUAUAUAAAUGCGACGGAUGUUUUCAUAGUUAUUAGCAGUAGGGGCUCAGUUUCUGAGUUUCUUAUUUAGAAAUUCGGUAAGCUUCCUCAGUUUGGCUACUGUAAAUUUUGAGAAGAACCACUUUAAUACCUCUUGAGAUUUGUUAUGUAGCGUUAAAAUUUCAGAAUUAAUAUUCCGUUGUUUCCAGUUCUGCAGGCGUGGUCGUAACCUACCCACGAGUCACUAAUUGUGGUCAGCUCUUUUUUUUUCGCUUGAUCCUUUAUGGAUGGCCUUACUAUUGUCGGUUGGUGGAAACAUAGUUAAAAAUUAAGGUAGAAGACUGUUUUGGUAAGUGUACUUGUAGUAAAUGAAUCAUUUUUACAAAAAACAACAUUGAAAAGCUGAGCAAUUAAACUGGCAAAAUAAACUGAGAGGUGUCAGCUGACUCAAUCUUGGAAAGCUGACUCAAUCUUGGAAUGUUUUGGUUGUAAUAAAAGAAAUAUAACUGUUUUCUUUCGGUCGACCUUCUCUGUUGUAGAGGAAAUACGAAUAAACAAAAUCGUUUGUCCAGG
Messenger RNA from Porites lobata, 14119 nucleotides. The record is from the annotation of a GenBank genome assembly. NCBI's taxonomy places the organism in Eukaryota, Metazoa, Cnidaria, Anthozoa, Scleractinia, Poritidae.